AUUAUUUGUUGUGUGCUUACCAUUGAGAUAACUUGUGCGUACAUUAAACAUGGCUAAGUUUAUGAUUGUUGCGUUGGCCCUUGUGGCAAUUGCGGCGGCGUAUCCAGGAUACGGAGCGGGCGGUAGCUCUGGAGGAUUUGGUGGUAGCCAUGGCGGAUACGGUAGUGAACAUGGCAGUGGUGGUGUCGGUGGUGGCCACGGCGGCCACGGCGGUGGUCAAGGCUCUGGCAUCGGUGGGGGCCACGGCGGCGUUCACGGUGGAGGCCACGGCAGCGGUGUUGGAGGCGGUCACGGCGGCGGAUUUGGCCACGAAGGUGGAUUCGGCGGCAGUAGUCACGAAGGUGGAUUCGGCGGCAGUGGUCACGAAGGUGGAUUCGGUGGUUCUCAUCAUGGUGGUUUCGGAGGUGAUCAUGACGGCGAUUUCGGUCAUGGUGGCAGUCACGGCAGUCACGGCAGUCACGGCAGUCACGGCAGUCACGGCAGUCACGGCGGUCACGGCGGUCACGGUGGUUUCGGUGGUGACCAUGGCUUCGGUGGAGAACACGGUGAACAUGGCGGUUUCGGUCACGGCAGCCACGGCAAAUACUAACGAACUCCGUAAAUUAUUUAAAGUAAAAUAUUUGUGAUAUGUAAAUAUACUUGUUUAAAAAAAUAU
Molecule: messenger RNA, 655 nt
Organism: Vanessa atalanta (red admiral)
Lineage: Eukaryota; Metazoa; Arthropoda; Insecta; Lepidoptera; Nymphalidae
Gene: CPG17
Product: holotricin-3-like
Exons: 3
Coding region: 50-589 (179 amino acids)
Source: RefSeq, a predicted model, not a curated record